Molecule: messenger RNA, 2343 nt
Organism: Helianthus annuus (common sunflower)
Lineage: Eukaryota; Viridiplantae; Streptophyta; Magnoliopsida; Asterales; Asteraceae
Product: calcium-dependent protein kinase 17-like
Exons: 1
Coding region: 344-1048 (234 amino acids)
Biological process (GO): intracellular signal transduction; protein autophosphorylation; peptidyl-serine phosphorylation
Cellular component (GO): cytoplasm; nucleus
Molecular function (GO): calmodulin binding; calcium/calmodulin-dependent protein kinase activity; ATP binding
Source: RefSeq, a predicted model, not a curated record
UUGACCCAACCCACUUAUUUCUUCAAAACUUAAAACCUUUGCUAACUUCAUGCAAAAUCCAACUUGGAACUUAUUUAUUACAAAAAUUGACAUGCAAAAACAUCAACCUUCUAUGACCAUAACUAAGAUUUCCUAUAAUCCCUCUCCAUCACUCACUUCCAUCCUUUUGUUCAAUCUGUUUUUCACUCUCUUUCUUUCUUUCUUUCUUUCUUUCUUUCUUUCUUUCUUUCUUUCUUUCUUUCUUUCUUUCUUUCUUUCUCUCUCUCUUCUCUCUCUCUCUCUCUAAACAUUUUGUUUCUACAAUAUACCAAAACCCUAUUAUCCCUCAAUCUUCUUUUCUUCAAUGGGGAACUGUUGUUCCCAAAAAGAACCACCAACACAAGACGGGCCCACAAAUUCGGGUGACAACAAUGGACAAACAUCCCAAAACUCGCAAACCACCCCUCAAACGGCAUCCCCAUCACCCACCGCAAACGCUGGCAAGCCGUCCCCUAUUGGCACGGUCUUAGGACGUCCAAUGGAGGAUGUCCGCACAUCUUACACAAUCGGUAAAGAGCUCGGACGAGGCCAGUUUGGUGUCACCCAUUCAUGCACAUGCAAACAAACAGGCGAGCAAUUUGCAUGCAAAACAAUAGGCAAACGUAAACUUUCAACCAAGGAAGAUAUGGAUGAUGUUAGAAGAGAAGUUCAAAUCAUGCAUCAUUUAAGCGGUCAGAAGAAUAUCGUGGACCUUAAGGGUGCGUAUGAAGACAAGCAUUCGGUUCAUUUAGUAAUGGAGUUAUGCGCCGGUGGUGAGUUGUUUGAUCGGAUUAUUGCGAAAGGUUAUUAUACCGAAAGGGGUGCUGCAUCAUUGCUUAGAACAAUUGUUCAAAUUGUGCAUACUUGUCAUUCAAUGGGGGUUAUUCAUAGAGAUCUAAAGCCUGAAAACUUUCUUCUUUUGAAUGGUGAUGAAGAUGCUCCUCUAAAGGCUACGGAUUUCGGUCUCUCAGUUUUUUACAAACAAGGUUAUGCAUAUACAUAUACAUAUAUGAAUUUCAUAAUGUUGUAAGUCAAAUGUAGGAUCUGAAGAAGAUAUAAUGAUUUCAAUGCAGGUGAGGUAUUUAGUGAUAUUGUUGGAAGUGCAUAUUAUAUUGCACCAGAAGUUUUGAAAAGAAAUUAUGGUCCAGAAGUUGAUAUUUGGAGCAUUGGUGUCAUGUUAUAUAUUCUUCUUUCUGGAGUUCCUCCUUUUUGGGCUGGUAAGGUAGAGAUUCCCUAUGUCAAAAACGAAUAACGAGGGGCGGACCCAAGUGCCUUGGUGGGUAAGCAGACGCACCUCUUGAAAAAAAAAAUAUUUAGUGUAUUUUUUUAGGCAAAAAAGCUGACUGUACCUUUGAAAUUAUGGUUGAACGCGUCAUCUGCACCCAUAUCAAAUAAUUCCUGGGUCCGCCACCGCGAAUAAUCAUGCAUUCAUUAACGAAAAAGUCACCAAAAUUGCCGUCUUCACCUAUAAGUUUGCGAAAAUAGACUUGAAGUUUAAAUUUUUUCAAGCAAACAGUGCUUAACACGUGUCCAUUGGCGCAACAGAUCAAUUCUCAUGCGCCAUAUACAUCACCACCUUUCUGAAAUUGGUGCAACAGAUCCGUGCAUGGCGCUAGAGAUCCACACUACCAACCACCAAGUUGCAAUCUCAAAUCGAAUUGCCGUCUCCAAGAGAAUCUAGAGCAGUACACUUGCCACGUGAAAGUUUCUGGUUUGCUGAAACAAUUUCUUAAUCAAACAAAAAUCAAAUGAUAUUUUUGUAAAAUUAAAAAAAAAAAAACCAAGAAUAUUAUAUUUUGUUAUGUUAUGCCAAUUGUAAAGAUGGCCAUUUUAAUGAAUUUCCCUUGAUAAAACCUUCAAAAGCUAUAUAUUAACUAAAUUUUAUGUUAUUACAGAAUCCGAGCACGGGAUAUUUAAUGCAAUCUUACGUGGGUAUGUCGAUUUUACAAGCGAUCCAUGGCCUACGAUAUCUUCUCAAGCUAAAGAUCUAGUUAGGAAGAUGUUAAAUUCAGAUCCUAAGCUACGGAUAACCGCACAACAAGUGCUUUGUAAGUAGUAAAUAAACAUGAAUCUAUCGGUGUUCAUAAUCGAUAUGAAUCAAACGAAAUAUUUCACGUUAUAAUGCAUAUAAAAUUCAGUAUGAGCGAUUAAAUAUCGUUUCUAUUUUUUUUUCUCUAGCUCACCCGUGGAUAAAAGAAGACGGCGAAGCACCCGAUACACCACUUGACAAUGCUGUUAUGGGAAGGCUAAAACAAUUUAGAGCGAUGAACAAGUUCAAAAAAGUUGCUCUCCGGGUACUUACUACAUCUCCAACUAGCUUUGAUA